This is a messenger RNA of Anopheles nili, 1268 nucleotides long. RefSeq names its product venom serine protease-like. The coding region runs from base 4 to 1185 and encodes 393 amino acids. The transcript is spliced from 3 exons. Gene Ontology annotation, molecular function: serine-type endopeptidase activity. Lineage: Eukaryota; Metazoa; Arthropoda; Insecta; Diptera; Culicidae. The record is from RefSeq and is a predicted model, not a curated record. Gene Ontology annotation, biological process: proteolysis.
GUGAUGCGCGGAAGCAGCGUUCUUAUCGUGUGUCUCCUGACGGUGGCCCUCGCUGGGGUUACCCAAGGCCAGUUCGCCGGAUGUGACCGGCAGAAGACCUUGACGUCGGGUGAGGUGUACUACGUCGAAACGCCCAAUUUUCCCAACUACUUCACCAAGGGCACGAACUGCCGCUGGCAGCUGACGGCUCCGGUGAGCCACACGAUCUACGUCAACUGCUACGACGUGUUCCUGGCGACGUCCAAUGGAUGCACGUCUGAUCGGUUGGAGAUAUCGCUUAGACAGGAUCCUUCGCUGCUGUACGCCACCAAGUACUGUGGGGAUCGCACUUUCACGCUGCAAUCCGCAGGGAACUCGGCGACGUUUGCUUUACGCUCGGACACCACCUCGAGAGGCGGUCGAUUCCGGUGUCAGGUGGUGGCACAGGCACCUACCUGCAACUGUGGAGUCCGCCGUACGUCAAAGAUCGUGAACGGAGUGCCAACGAUGGUUAACGAGUUUCCCAUGAUGGCGGGCAUGGUUGAUUCCGGUUCGAGGAUUGUCUUUUGCGGUGCCACGAUCAUCUCCGAGUUUCAUUCGAUCUCAGCCGCACACUGCAUGAAAGGACGCAGCAUCUCAUCGGCAGCCCUACUAGUAGGAGAUCACGACACUAAGACAGGCACUGACACCAAAUACUCCGUGCUGAUGAGGCUUGCUUCCGUCAUCAAUCACCCAUCGUACGUGGCCAGUCCGUCUAGGAAUGACAUUGCGCUCGUACGAACAGCUGACAGGAUCGUGUUCAAUGCCGGCGUUGGUCCAGCUUGUCUGCCUUUCCGGUUCUCGAGCUCCAACUUCGCUGGCUCAGUCGUUGAAGCGGCUGGCUGGGGUACGAUAGAUUUCGGUGCGCAGGCUUCCAGCGUACUACGGAAGGUGUCACUCAACGUCAUCACACCGCAAUCAUGCCAAUCGGCCAUGCCUAACAUCGUCGAUUCGCAUAUCUGUACCUUCACGUCCGGACGGGACACGUGUCAGUACGAUUCCGGAGGUCCACUGUUUUAUACUACUGGCGGACGCGUUUAUUUGGUCGGUGUCGUCAACUACGGGGUUACGUGCGCGUCUAACAAACCCUCUGUAAGCAGCCGUAUUACGUCUCAUCUGUCUUGGAUCCAGAGCAUGACCCCGGGCAUCUCGUACUGUGCGUUGUGAGUGAAAUGUACACUGGAAAAGCAGCUGCAGCUGCAUUACAGUGAGCUAACUAAUACAUCGAAUGAUUACAAGCCCUCUUCCCU